ACGCGGCGCGGCCAUCUUGGGGCGGCCCCCGCCCUCACCUGGGCAGGUGAGCCGCCAUGUUGCGGCGCUGAGCGGCACCGGCGCGGCCGGCAUGAGGGGCGGCGGGGCGGCGGCCGCCGGCGGCCUUCUCCUCCCGCGGGGGGCCCUGAUCCUGCUCGGUAUCUGCAAUGCUUUUUCCCUGGAUAUUAAAGCCAGUUCUAAAGUGCGAGCUUUCGUUGGUGAAAAAGUACUGCUGACGUGCACGUUCAAAUCCAUUUCUCCCAUCACUGAGAGUCUGACAGUGGACUGGACGUACCGGCCCCUCACGGGUGGUCACAUGGAGACAAUUUUUCAUUAUCAGUCUGUUGCCUACCCAACAACAGUGGGAAAAUUCAAAGACAGGAUAUCCUGGGCUGGGAACGUUGCCAAGGGUGAUGCUUCCAUUGCUAUCCAAAGCCCUGUGAUGAGUGACAAUGGGACGUUCAUCUGCAGCGUGAAGAAUCCUCCAGAUGUGUACCACAACAUUCCCCAGACAGUGCUGAUAGUGACGGAGAGGGGCUUUUCCUUCCAGCUGACUUCAGCGGUGCUGCUGUCCAUUUUAGUAUUUCUCCCUUCCAUCAUUGUGGUCAUUCUGAUGUUGGUGAGGUUGGGAAGGAAAUCUGGAGUGCUAAAGGAGAAAAAAAAACCUGGCUGCAAGAAAUCCUCUAUUGAAGUGUCUGAUGAGUCUGAACACACAGACACCUGCUCAGGGAGACUGAAAGCCUGGUGUUUGAACUGUGUGGACACAGAUGAGGAAGAGCCAUACUGUUGAAAGAUCAAAUUUAUGGAUAAAGAACAAAAUUACAACACUGAAAAUCUUGGUUAGAAAUUGCAAAGGCUGCUGGAUAACCAAUGCAGAUUGAAGGACCUGUUCUCAUCUUGGUAUAUUGGAAUUAUAAUGCUGAUGGGAUAAUUCACUCUUA
Molecule: messenger RNA, 941 nt
Organism: Oxyura jamaicensis (ruddy duck)
Lineage: Eukaryota; Metazoa; Chordata; Aves; Anseriformes; Anatidae
Gene: MPZL3
Product: myelin protein zero like 3
Exons: 6
Coding region: 92-790 (232 amino acids)
Cellular component (GO): membrane
Source: RefSeq, a predicted model, not a curated record